GAGUUGUCUCAUGAAGAAGUGUAGAAAAUGCCUAAUAAAAAGAGUCAGGCAAGGAAGAAACAGUUAAAGGAGAAAAAAAAAGAAAAGAAAGAAGAUGAAAACGAAACGCAAUAUUUGGAGGAGAUUAUAGACACAGAAGAGAAUGUAGCAAAAGAUUUUGACUUUCUAAUGAAUGCUCCAGUUUCUGUAGAUAACUACUUCGUUCUACCGUCAGAAAAAACGUUUGGUGUUGACACGUCUAAAUAUUCAGAGUACUUUACGCUCGAUUUGAAAACAUUGUCUGCAGCAGUAGAAACAAUUCCAUUCAAUGAGAUUGUUGAUAUUGAUGCUAGGUAUUUUACUAACGAUCAGUUAACAGACAUUCAUAAUAAAGCAGAACAGGGUAAACAAAAAUAUAAUGAAAUUCUAAACAAAUUAAAAGUUGUUAGCGACGUAAGAAAUGUAGAAGAAAGUCGAGACUCGAUUGAUGAUACGACUGAAGAUUUAGAUUUUUUACUAUCACUUAAAGAACCUGUGGAAGAACCUCUGACAGUGAAAUCAUUAUCCGUGUCAUCUAAUACCGAUACAAAGAAAUCAACUAAAUCUGGUGUAUCUGUGAAAUCUAUAGAUCUGGAGAAAUGGUUGGAUUCUGUGUUAGAUGAUUAAGAACUACAAUCAGAUAGGAACUUUCGCGUUGAGAUAUGCUUUCAUGUGUUCAUAAACUAUAAGCAUAAUCGCACCACCCGG
This is a messenger RNA of Dufourea novaeangliae, 726 nucleotides long. RefSeq lists its product as uncharacterized. Lineage: Eukaryota; Metazoa; Arthropoda; Insecta; Hymenoptera; Halictidae. Gene Ontology annotation, biological process: negative regulation of G2/M transition of mitotic cell cycle. The transcript has 5 exons. Bases 28 to 645 code for a protein of 205 amino acids. The record is from RefSeq and is a predicted model, not a curated record.